Molecule: messenger RNA, 2038 nt
Organism: Phragmites australis (common reed)
Lineage: Eukaryota; Viridiplantae; Streptophyta; Magnoliopsida; Poales; Poaceae
Product: butanoate--CoA ligase AAE1-like
Exons: 2
Coding region: 117-1826 (569 amino acids)
Source: RefSeq, a predicted model, not a curated record
ACUUUCCUUGUUCGACCCUCUCUCUCUCCCUCCAUCCGUCCCGCGGUCGCUCGCACCCCAUUCUGAAUCCCAAGUCGCCGGAGACGACGCGCGCGCGCGCUGUCUGCUCUGCGGCGAUGGAAGGCACCAUUCUGUGCGCCGCCAACCACGCGCCGCUCACGCCCAUCAGCUUCCUCGAGCGCACCGCGCUCGUCUACCCGGACCGCCCCGCCAUCGUCGCCUCCGGCGCCGCGCCGCGCGCCUGGCGGGAGAUCCGGGACCGCUGCCUCCGCCUCGCCGCCGCCCUCGCCGGACUCGGCGUCGCCCGCCACGACGUGGUUGCUGUGUUCGCUCAAAACAUUUCUGCCUUUUGCGAGCUCCAUUUCGGCAUCCCGAUGGCUGGUGCCGUCAUCUGCGCGCUCAACUCGCGCCUCGACGCCACCAUGGCGUCCGUCCUGCUGCAGCAUUCGGAGGCCAAGAUCGUCUUCGUCGACUGCGCGCUGCUUGACAUCGCCCAAGAAGCUCUCCGGCUCAUAUCCGAAGCCGGAGCGAGGCCUCCCGUUGUGGUGUUAAUCAAAGAGCUUCUCGACGAAUCAUCGCCAACAACUGUGCGAGGUGAUCGGUACUACGAAUACGAGGCCCUUUUGAGCAGCAGGGAGUCGGCGGACUUCGCGAUCCGAUGGCCGGCCGACGAGAACGAGCCGAUCGCGCUGAACUACACGUCAGGGACGACGUCGAGGCCGAAGGGAGUCGUGUACAGCCACCGCGGGGCGUACCUGAACAGCCUCGCGGCCGUGCUCCUGAACGACAUGGCGGCGAUGCCGGUGUACCUGUGGACCGUGCCCAUGUUCCACUGCAACGGCUGGUGCCUCGUCUGGGGCGUGGCGGCGCAGGGCGGCACCAACGUCUGCGUCCGGAAGGUCACUGGGGCCGCCAUCUUCGACAGCAUCGCGCUGCACGGGGUGACCCACAUGGGCGGCGCGCCGACGGUGCUGAGCAUGAUUGUGAACGCCAUGGCGGAGGAGCGGCGGCCGUUGCCCGGCGGGAGGCCGAUCACCGUUAUGACCGGCGGCGCGCCGCCGCCGCCGCAGGUGCUGUUCCGGAUGGAGGAGCUGGGGUUCCUCAUCAUACACUCGUACGGCCUGACGGAGACCUACGGCCCAGCGACUGUGUGCACGUGGAAGCCGGAGUGGGACGCACUUCCGCCGGAGGAGCGCGCGGCGAUCAAGUCCCGGCAGGGGCUCCACCACCUGGGGCUGGAGGUGGACGUGAAGGAUCCCACGACGAUGCGGAGCGUCCCCGCGGACGGUCGCACCAUGGGGGAGGUGAUGUUCCGGGGCAACACGGUGAUGAGCGGGUACUACAAGGACUCCGCGGCGACGGCGGAGGCGAUGGCCGGCGGGUGGCUCCGGUCAGGGGACCUGGCGGUGCGGCACGGCGACGGGUACGUGAAGAUCCGGGACCGGUCCAAGGACAUCAUCAUCUCGGGCGGGGAGAACAUCAGCACGAUCGAGGUGGAGGCGGCGCUGUUCGCGCACCCGGCGUUGAUGGAGGCGGCGGUGGUGGGGCGCCCCGACGAGUACUGGGGCGAGACGCCGUGCGCGUUCGUGACACUCAGGGACGGCGCCGAGGGCGUGGGAGCGGAGGAGGUGAUGGCGUUCUGCCGGGCGCGGCUGCCGCACUACAUGGCGCCGCGGACGGUGGUGUUCGUGGCGGAGCUGCCCAAGACGGCGACGGGCAAGGUGCAAAAGUUCGCGCUCCGGGAGCAGGCCAAGGCCAUGGGCAGCAUCUCCCUCUCCAGCUCCAAGCAGGGAGGAGGAUCAGGGACAGGGAGGAGCAAGCUCUGAACUCAACGAACAGUCUGAGUGUAUCAUCUCAUCUCAUUGCUACUCCACUACUCCAUCAUAUCGAUGAUGCGAGUGCAUCAUCUCGUCUCAUCUGGUGAUCUCAUCUGUAUUUGGAAACUUAUAUGACAUGCACCUGAAAACGAUGGGAGUGAUCCUUUUUUUGUGUGUCAAAUUUAACAAACAGAUGGAGUAACUCUAAUUCUCUCUAUAUA